GAGGAUGAGGAGGAGGAGGAGGAAGAUCCGAUGGACUCAACUUCUAUACGAGAGUUGGGUGACGAUUUUCUGAAGAGAUUUUGUAGAAAGGCAUCAACAGCAUUUUUUGAACAAUAUGGUCUGAUUAGUCACCAAAUCAACUCUUAUAAUGACUUUAUCGAAAAUGGAAUCCAGAAGGUCUUUGACUCCAUCGGUGAGAUCGUAGUCGAACCUGGGUAUGAUCCAUCAAAGAAGGGGGAAAGUGAUUGGAGAUAUGCUUCGGUGAAGUUUGGGAAGGUCAUCCUUGAGCGUCCAAGUUUCUGGACGGGUGAAAAGUUUUCAGCUGAUAGCGGCAAAGAGUCGCUGGACUUGUUGCCCAGACAUGCCCGUCUUCAAAACAUGACUUACUCAUCCAGGAUGAAAGUUCAGACGCAUGUUCAGGUGUAUACUAAAAAGAUGGUUAGAAGCGACAAGUUUAAAACUGGAAAAGAACAGUAUCUCGAUAAAGAGACUAUAUUUGAAGAUAACAGGGAUGUUAUUAUUGGGAGGAUUCCCGUGAUGGUCAAGUCUGAAUUGUGCUGGAUGAAUGGAGUUGAUAAAAACGAUUGUGAUUUUGACCACGGGGGCUAUUUCUUGAUCAAGGGAGCAGAGAAGACUUUCAUUGCACAGGAGCAAAUCUGCUUGACCAGACUUUGGGUGACUAGUAGCCCAACUUGGACGGUUGCAUAUCGACCAGUUUUCAAAAGAAGAAGAGUCUAUGUUAAACUUAUAGAGACACCAAGCAAUGAACAUAUUCGAGGGGGGGAAAAAGUCCUUACAGUGUAUUUCUCAGUGGCAGAAAUUCCAAUCUGGAUAUUAUUUUUCGCCCUUGGUGUAUCCUCUGAUAAAGAAGUGGUUAAUCUGAUUGAUUCUGAUCUUGAGGAUGCCAGUAUCGUCAACAUACUUGUUGCAUCGAUUCAUGAUGCUGAUAAGAAUAGCGAGGGCUUCCGUAAAGGAAAGAACGCCCUCAAUCACGUAGAAAAACUUAUAAGAGACUGUAAAUUCCCGCCUGCAGAAUCUAUUGAAGAGUGCAUUAGCAACUAUCUAUUCCCCAACCUUAGUGGCUUCAAGCAAAAGGCUCGCUUUCUUGGUUAUAUGGUCAAGUGUCUCUUGCUGGCUUACACUGGCCGCAGAAAAGUUGAUAAUAGGGACGAUUUUAGGAACAAGAGGUUGGAGCUGGCUGGUGAGCUGCUUGAGCGAGAGCUCAGAGUGCACAUUAAACAUGCUGAGAGGCGUAUGGUGAAGGCUAUGCAGCGUGAUCUUUAUGGGGAUCGUGACCUGCAUCCUAUAGAACACUAUCUGGAUGCAUCAAUUAUUACCAAUGGCCUUUCUAGGGCGUUCUCUACUGGAGCAUGGUCACAUCCUUACAAGAAGAUGGAGAGGAUCUCUGGAGUAGUGGCAAUGCUUAGGCGAACAAAUCCAUUGCAGACAGCAGCUGACAUGAGGAAAACACGUCAGCAGGUGGUUUACACAGGGAAGGUUGGAGAUGCCAGAUACCCACACCCUUCACAUUGGGGAAAGAUCUGUUUCCUCUCAACCCCGGAUGGAGAAAAUUGCGGGCUGGUAAAAAACUUGGCCAGCAUGGGGCUUGUCAGUACAAAUGUUUUGGAACCUCUUCUUGAGCAAUUGCUUGAUUGUGGGAUGGAAAAACUGGUAGAUGAUACCUCAACGUCGCUACGUGGAAAGGACAAAGUUUUUCUGAAUGGGGACUGGGUUGGAGUAUGUGAAGAUCCUGCUUUGUUUGCUGUAAAGCUAAGAAGUAAGCGGCGCAGGAUGAAACUACCACACCAGGUGAAACAUGUGAAUUUGAUUUCCUAUAUACUUUGA
This is a messenger RNA of Ilex paraguariensis (yerba mate), 1845 nucleotides long. NCBI's taxonomy places the organism in Eukaryota, Viridiplantae, Streptophyta, Magnoliopsida, Aquifoliales, Aquifoliaceae. The record is from the annotation of a GenBank genome assembly.